Molecule: messenger RNA, 702 nt
Organism: Ceutorhynchus assimilis (cabbage seed weevil)
Lineage: Eukaryota; Metazoa; Arthropoda; Insecta; Coleoptera; Curculionidae
Source: the annotation of a GenBank genome assembly
AUGACGCAAGCUUUACUAUUAUCACUACUACUAGUGAAAUAUGUUUUUGCUUAUAAAAUUAUAUGGGACAAUGAUGCCCAAGUAGAUUUAAACGAAAUUGAUGAAGAGUUUUUGAAUUUGGGUGAUCCAAGAAUGCCCAACUUGUUUAUUUAUCCUGGGGAAAAUAACAACAUGAAGAAUCUUGGAAAUCAACCUAGAAUAACUGAAUUAAUUGAAAAUACAGUCUCACACAUUUCAGAGUAUUCCUGGAAAACUAGUGAAGGAAAAAUUUUGAAACUUUUUGUAUGUGAAGAGGAAGGUACCAAAUGGUGCGGUCCAGGAAACAGGGCGAAAAGUUACGACGACUUAGGCCCGGCCAGAAGGAGCGACUUUUGCUGCAGGGAUCACGAUCAUUGUCCGGAAUUCAUUAGAGCUGGCGAAAGUGGAUUUGGUUUGAAUAAUACUGGACUUUUUAUAAGAUUACAUUGCGAUUGUGAUGAAGCCUUUUACAAUUGCCUGAAAUCCUCAAAAAGCCUAACUUCCUGGCAACUAGGCAACAUCUACUUUAAUUCAAGACCGAAAUCGAUCUGCUUCAAGAAAGAUUAUCCUAUAAUCAGCUGCAACAGCUUUAUUAAAGUAGGCCUAAACUAUAGAUGCUUGGAUUACAUUUUAGACCCAACAAACCCCAAAAAAUACCAAUGGUUUGAUCAUCCUAAAUACUAA